CAAAGGAGUUAUUUUUGCACCUAAACAUGGAUAGUAAGUUGAGGAACAGGAGUAGUAGGAGUAGCAGAAAUCUGUAUAUGAAGGAACAAGAAGACAAUGAUGGUGCGGACUCCCCUCCUUCAAAUUCCACCCUCUUCAACAUUGAUGCCUUGGUUACUUCUUCUCCAUCAUCUUCAAGUAAGAGAAGGCGAGGCGUAGAAAAAAGGGUGGUGCAUAUAAGAAUAAAGGAGGGAGAAGGACCAAGGCUAAAAGGGGAAAACAACACUCCACCACCCUCAGAUUCAUGGGCAUGGAGGAAGUAUGGCCAGAAACCCAUAAAAGGUUCCCCUUACCCGAGAGGAUACUACAGAUGUAGCAGCUCAAAGGGGUGUCCGGCGAGAAAGCAGGUAGAGAGAAGCCGAGUGGACCCCACUAUGCUGGUAGUUACAUAUUCAUGCGAACACAACCAUCCAUGGCCUUCUUCACGAAACCACAAUAGAUCGUCUAAUAAGAAGCCCCAGCCCUCCGCCGAGGACCUACUUGUGGACCCGGUCGAACCGGAUCUUGAGGGCCACGACUCCAUCAUUCAUGACCUUGGCUGGUUCCGUGACAUCUCGGGGGAUCCCACCCCGUCUUUGCCCGCCGUACUGGACAGCCCCAUAAUAUUCUCUGGCUACGAUGAUGCGGAUGUGGCGACCUCGGUGGUGCUGCCCAUGGGGAAGCUGCCCGAGUGCUCCCUUGUGUUCCGGCGGGGCGACGACUCGCUCUUUGCGGACCUCGGAGAGCUGCCCGAGUGCUCCCUUGUGUUCCGGCGGGGGCUCUUGGAGACGGCGGAGCAACGGCGGCGCUGGUGUGGGACCCCAAGUUGAUUACGGAACUGGUGGUGCUACAGCUUGGAUCGGAAUUAUACUCUACAUUUUCAAUUAUUUUCUUUUUCUUUAUAAUUUCGGUUUGUUGAGGAUAGGAAAAAAAAAAAAAGAAAAAGAAAAUAGAAAAAGAGAGAAAUGGGAACAAGUGGGGAUGAAAAGGGGAAUAAAUAAGAUUAAAAAAAGAUUAAUUAGGGAGGGUAUGUGUAUGUGUUGUAUCUUGUAUGUCUGAACGUGGUUGUAAUUAGCAUAACUUGGCCGUCUAUCACCAUCUUCUAUUA
This is a messenger RNA of Arachis ipaensis, 1126 nucleotides long. It is a transcript of the gene WRKY65, whose product is annotated as WRKY DNA-binding protein 65. The record is from RefSeq and is a predicted model, not a curated record. Gene Ontology annotation, molecular function: transcription cis-regulatory region binding; DNA-binding transcription factor activity. NCBI's taxonomy places the organism in Eukaryota, Viridiplantae, Streptophyta, Magnoliopsida, Fabales, Fabaceae. Gene Ontology annotation, cellular component: nucleus. Gene Ontology annotation, biological process: regulation of DNA-templated transcription.